GUCAUUUAAAAAAAAGAAGAAUACUAGUACCUAAUUUUGAUUGAAGUUGUUUAUCAAAAAUUAAUUGAUAAAUAAAAGGAUGCCGUUACCUCCAGCUUUAGCGGCGAAAUUAUCUAAAAGAGGUAUUAUUCAGAAUAAACACAAAUCAAAUGAACCCGUAAAAAAACAGGAUUUCAAAGGUUUAUCGAGUUGUCCAAAUAAAUCUAACAUAUAUCAUGAAUGCAAUUUGUGGUGUGAAACGCAUUGGAAAGGAGUACAAACACCUGACCCUAAAUAUUUCAGAAAUAUACAAAAAUUAUUAGUAAAAUUUCCGUUACCCUCAAAUUGGACAGAAAUAUUUGACAAGGGAACUGGUAGAUAUUAUUACUGGAACAUGGAAAACGAUCUCGUCUCAUGGCUUCCACCAAAACAUCCUAAAUCUAUAAAAUGCCAAAGUGCAGCGAAACUUCGAGAAAACAGACUCAAAAUGAGGGAACGCGAAGAACGAUUGGAAAAAGAAAAGGAAAACGAAAAAAGAGAUAAAGACAGGGAUCGAGAUCGUGAAAGUUCAGAUGAGGAAGAAAGAAGCCACCGUAGAAGAGAAAGGGAACGUGAAAAGGAGAGGGAAAAAGAAAGAGAAGAACGAAAAAGACGUAGGGAGGAAAGACACAGAAAGAGAAAAGAAGAAAUCGAUCCUAUGGAUCCUGCUGCUUAUUCUGAUAUACCUCAAGGUGGAUGGAGUGAUGGUUUAGAAAACAAUAAAACUAGAGCAGAUAAUACUGCGUCUGGUGUUCUUUUUCAACAAAGACCAUAUCCCGCACCUGGAGAAGUGCUAGCUGCAAACAAAGAAAAAGCCAAAAAGGAAAAAUAGUUUUUAUAUUUCAGAUAUUUUGUCUCUCGUGCAUAUUACUUAGGUUUUUAGAUUGCCUAAUCCAGAAUUGAUCAUAAAAUAUUUUUUUCAUGCGUUUCUUGUACUAAUUCUUUUGUUUUAUCAUUGUUUUGGCAUUUAAUUUGUUUUUCUUUGUAUACUUGAAUUUUCUUGUAAUUUCCUCCAAAAUAUCACAAUUUUUUGUUUUCUUAACCCUUUUCAAGGUUUUUUAUUCCUCUUUGCUUAUUUUCUGGUGUUUUGUUUCCUCUCCAAGCUCUUUUGUAUAAUUUGAGCCAUAAUUUUGUUGCCUCCGUUUCUUUAUAUACUUUUUAAUCGAUUUCCUUCAAAAUAUCAUAAAUUUUCUUUUUUUUUUAACCCUCUUCAAGAUUUUUUCGUUUUUCUGGUGUUUUGUUUUCUCUCCAAGCUCUUUUGUAUGCGUUCAGCAUUAAUUCUAUUGCCUUUUGUCCCACUUUCUUUUUAUUUCCCUAAUAUUCAUUUUCAGAUAUUCCAAAUUUAUCCUCGUUGUUGGUUGUUAUUUAUUUUUCCCCAUUAUACAGUGAAUGUUUCGUUCUUUUACUUCGCUAUCAUUGGCGCAUUGUCUUUUAUGUUUCAAACACAUUUUUGAUCAUUUUCCAACACAUUUUCCACCUUCUUAAAUAUUUUUCGCCAAUUCUUUCCAGAUAUACAUCAAUUUUUUUGACAUGAAUAUAUCAAAUGGAUAUUAUUGAGAUAACUGAGAAAUUUUGAUGUUUAACGGAUGUAGAGACAACAGGAAACAAUUUUGAGGAAAAUCUAUUCAAGCAUGAAACGACUAAUCGAAAACACAAACUGUUUAAUAGACUUAGAAAUACAAUAAAGUAAGAUCAUUUAAAAAAUAAAAAAAAACAAAGUUUAUUUAAAAUAAAAUGUAAAUAGAACAUUCAAAUAUAUAUAUAUAUAACAUUCAUUUUAUAAUAAAAACUAUAAUGUAAGUACCCUUUUAUAAAUGACAAAUAUGUAAACAUAAAAAUUAUCACGUUUUAUUUUUAUUAAGGCACUAACAAGGAAAUAUUUCGUACAGGAUGAUAACACAAAAAAAACAAAAGAACUAGUUUUCUUUAUAAUAAAUUCAUUCCUUUAAAACAUCCGAUAAAAAUAAAACGAUGACUUGGGAUCAAGAUAAAGCCUCAAUUGGUAUACUAAAAUUGUUUCCUUUGUAGUAGGAAGAUAACCUCAAGUUAGAAUACUGCUCAAUAUAUACGUUUAAAUUAAUGCAGGAUUUGUAA
Molecule: messenger RNA, 2112 nt
Organism: Diorhabda carinulata
Lineage: Eukaryota; Metazoa; Arthropoda; Insecta; Coleoptera; Chrysomelidae
Product: polyglutamine-binding protein 1-like
Exons: 3
Coding region: 80-850 (256 amino acids)
Biological process (GO): alternative mRNA splicing, via spliceosome
Cellular component (GO): cytoplasm; nuclear body
Molecular function (GO): protein binding; ribonucleoprotein complex binding
Source: RefSeq, a predicted model, not a curated record